Molecule: messenger RNA, 570 nt
Organism: Aphanomyces invadans
Lineage: Eukaryota; Oomycota; Saprolegniomycetes; Saprolegniales; Verrucalvaceae
Exons: 1
Coding region: 114-473 (119 amino acids)
Source: RefSeq, a predicted model, not a curated record
GACUGUAGCCUCGGAUGGCUGACGUGUCUUUCCAUGGGGUGUUUUACCUACCACGAGCACCGAUAUGACCUCGACUAUAGACAACCCUCGCGCAACAGACAUCAGCCACAACAAUGCACAAUCGUACGCAAGGUGGAGGGUUUGCUCGACUAGGGCCGACACAUGCCCUUCGAACGUUGCUGCCUCGCGUAGCUAUCUCUUCGCCGACUGCGCGCCUCCUCCAUUCGUUUCCACGUGAAUGGACAAGGCGCUCCUAUUUCAAAUGUCCACGUACCCCAAGGUCUUGGCGACCGUGUUUCAUAGACCACGACUGCGCCGCUUUGUUGGUGGUGCGAUGGCCCGGAAUGCAUCGGAUCGAGACUUCGUCCAUGCGUGUCAGGGCCAACACGUGCGGGCGGUGUAGCUGCCGUCGACGCGUGCAUGUGGUUGGACCUCCUGCCAUUCCAUUUGUCGAGCGAAGUUGUGGCAAGUGAGUCGGCGCGUCGUGCAUUACAACAUGCGCACAUUGGCGCAGUCAACCGUGCAUCCCGCGCAUUGUCGUGGGCAAAAUGGCACGGCUAUUAUAAGCAC